AUUGACAGGUGACGUCACACUAACAACGAGUAUAAAAUAAGAUUUUUCUUUGUCAAACGCUCAUCUGUUGCAAGAAGGCUACAAUAACAGGACGCCGUACAAAGGCAGUAUAGAGUUUUUCUGCUUCUGCACGGCUAAAAGCGAAAACAGAACACGAUCGGGUCUUCUUGUCGUCUAAAUUCUGCUUAAAGAAAAGACAAAAUGAAGAUAGUCCUGUUUGCUGAUUUCGUUGCAACAUCUCACGGCCUUACCCAGGCACAAUACGUCCUAAAACACCUAUGUGAACAAGGCCACUGCAUUUCUCUCUUUGAAUGCUCAGAUGUGAGUGUACCCAUCUUAAUCUAUGAAGAACCAAGCACAGUUAUCCGUGGCAACUAUGAAGAACCAUUACAUUUACUAGAGAGAAAAGUGGUAGAGGCAGAUGCUAUCCUCUUGGUCACAGAUCGGGAAACAUAUGACACACCCAAGUCAUUGAUAUCGGUAAAGAAGUACUUUAGAGGUUGCAAUUAUGCAUGGAAACCGUACGGCAUUAACUGCUUGCUGCUCGGAGGAUCUGUCCAUAGCAGGAAGGUGGCAAUGGCGCUGCGAUCUCUACUUGAAGGUUCUGACUACAUGUCUGGGUGCCUGCCUCAUCGUUGUUCCUGGACAGAGAUGUACUCUGUUGAUGCAAGUCUGGAAACACCGGGCCCAUGCGUCCUAUAGCAUAUUUUUUAAAAUUCACCAUUCAUGGGUAGUUACUGUGUUAUAGCAGUUGGACAAAAAGGAACUUGAGACUGGAUGAAUGCCUUCUAUGAAGGACUUUGACAACAGCUAAACUGCUCUGUGUCUUAGGGUUGUUCUUCUUUAUUCUAUAUGUAGUUCUUGUCACUCAUUUCUAUGUUUUCAAAGGUUCUGUUCGUGUUCAGUCCAGUUUGGAGUCUGAAGUCUCAAGCAUUCACUAGAUCAUUUUGUAUAGAUUAACUUAAGAAAUAUUUGUGGAUUAGGGUUGUAUAUAAAAAUAGAAAAUAGAAACGACAGUUUUAUUGUAAAUAAAGAUAUUCAAUGGCAAA
Messenger RNA from Nematostella vectensis (starlet sea anemone), 1049 nucleotides. RefSeq lists its product as uncharacterized. The coding region runs from base 202 to 702 and encodes 166 amino acids. The transcript is spliced from 3 exons. The record is from RefSeq and is a predicted model, not a curated record. Lineage: Eukaryota; Metazoa; Cnidaria; Anthozoa; Actiniaria; Edwardsiidae.